Molecule: messenger RNA, 530 nt
Organism: Populus nigra (black poplar)
Lineage: Eukaryota; Viridiplantae; Streptophyta; Magnoliopsida; Malpighiales; Salicaceae
Exons: 2
Coding region: 90-341 (83 amino acids)
Source: RefSeq, a predicted model, not a curated record
GAUGUUAUACACGCACACGGGGGGUUUCAGUCGGUUCCAAUUUCCAAAUCCAGGACGACGGCAACACCAAAAAAAGAAAGUAAGAGAAGAUGGCAUCAGCGACAACAAGAGUGAUAUUUAGGGUAGUGGUCGGGAUUCUAGCCAUCCUCGUUCUCUUCUACGUGGGUCGUCCUCUCUACUGGAAAAUCUCCGCGACUGUUCAAGAGAUCCGCGAGAACAAACGCACCGUCAAACAAGGCAUUUCUCAGAUUGUCUUCGAAGCCCAGAAAUCGGUUGGCUGGUUUCACGACGAGUCUGGUUCUGGAGCCCGCCAGAAUCGGCGAGUCAGGUCGCUCUUUUGAUUUUUAAACCCUUUUCUUUUAUUUUUUAAUUAGUGCUUAAUAAAUUAUUAUUAUUAUGUGUAAGAUCUGCUUCUUUGGUGUACUGUAAUGGUUUACGAAGGGUUUUAUUGAAAUAAUAAAAGAGUAACUGAACUAAUUAGAAAUAAAUACAUCAAUAAAAUUAUCAGUGCUUGCUUUUGCUUGAUUUAA